AUGGAGGAGAGGGACGAGACGGCGAUCUCCAGGGUUCCGUCGCAUUACAUGCGCCACCCGGUCAUGGAUGGGUCGGCCUCUGGAUCACAGCCUGGAUUCCAUUCCCUGCCUGAGAUGCGCUCAUUCUCCAACCCUUUGAUGACCCACUCCAUCGACAGGGCAACAAUUUGCGGCGGAGGGUCUGCCGUUUCGGCUAUGCCGGUGGAGAUUCCAUCUCCGUCUCCGUCUCCUCUUCCCCCGCACGCCAUGAAUUUGGUCAGUCGAGGAGGCGGCGUGGCCCUGGGAGAGCCCAUGAAGAGGAAGAGGGGAAGGCCACGGAAAUACUGCCCAGAUGGAACCAUGUCCUUGGACCUCAUUCCUUCGUCCUCACCAGACCCUGGAUCAGUUGGAGGAAUACCUGGAAUGGGAUCAGCGGGGGCAACCGGAACGCCCAUGUCAACAGAGAAGCGGCGUAGAGGACGGCCGCCAGGGACAGGGAGGAAGCAGCAGCUUGCAUCCUACGGUGAGCUCCAGAGACUGGUUAUUUCAUUUUUCCGGUGGCUGUUAACUCACUUUUGCACUCUUUUUUUUCUCAUUCUUUUUUUCAAAAAAGUGCCUUACGGUGUGCCAUUACAGUGUUUGUGUGAUCUUAGUUUUUCUCUGGCUGAACUGGGCUCUUCACCUGCUGUUAGGUGAGUGGAUAUCUUCUUCAGCUGGCAUGGGCUUCACUCCACACAUAAUAACCAUAUCUGACGGAGAGGUAAUUAACGCAUAUAUGGUCCUCAUUUUCGGCUAAUCGCGUCGUGAAGAGGGUAAUCGGGCGCUUUAUUUUAAACCAUGUCCUGCUAAGAACAAGGUCUAGAAAAUUUCACAGUAUGAUAUUAACCAGCCUGGUAAAACCGGGCUUAUUGGGAUGUAUUAUUCCUUAAUGUUUUAUGGUGGGUAUUCUUGAUCUGUAGCAAUUGCGUAUGAUUGAAUCAUGGGCAGAGCUUUUCUGAACCUAAUGAGCUUCACCGACAGGUUAAAUGGCCGGCCUUGGGAGGAUGUUUGUGCUCAGGAUGCAGUUUGAGCAGUGUAUUUGUUCUAUUUUCACGAUUUUAUCGUGUUUCUAAUCGGAUAUUUCGUUCCCCAUUUUCAGGACAUUUCUUCUAAAAUAAUGUGGUUCUCGCAACAAGGGCCUCGAGCGAUCUGCGUGGUCUCGGCGACUGGGGCCAUCUCUACUGCCACUCUUCGCCAGCCUGCUUCUUCUGGUGUCACUGUCACAUAUGAGGUCAAACCAUCUUUACUCGGCGUUUGAUAAAUAAAGAAGAUAAUCGUGGUUCAUGAUGCGAUUUCCUUGUGAUGCCUUUAUCGAUGUCUAUUUAUUUUUCAGGGCCAUUUCGAGAUUGUGAGCUUGUCCGGAUCCUACGUACUCUCGGCAAAUGGCCGCUCCUGCAGCCGGAGCGGCGGGCUCAGCGUCACUCUUCUUGGCCGUGAUGGCCGCCUGCUCGGCGGCGGGGUCGGCGGGUUGCUGAUUGCUUCGAGCCCAGUCCAGGUGACUCCCACGCUCCCCUGAUUAUUCAUCCCCAAACGGCGUGAGCAGUGGGGUUGACUGGUUUUUCCGGGAUUUUGGGGCCUCAAAGUCAACCUCGACGAGCGAAAUUGGCCCGGCUCGGCCUGGUCAACAUCUGGGCAGGACCCGGAUUUCUCUAGGGUUCCCUCUCUCGCUCUCUCGCUCAGAUGGCAGUGUUUUUUUUCCUGUGUUGAGGUCUUUCAGGUGUUCGUCGCAAGCUUCAUCUACAGAGGGACGAAGCCGAAGAACAACCCCAAUCUGGACGCAACAGCAACCAAUCCUGGCAAAGAGGAGGAAGAAGGAGAAGAGCUUCCAUUCAGUGAUCCUAAACAGACUCCGCCAUCCUCUGACGCAGAGGAGCUAGAUGGCACGGAUGCCCAGGUCAGCAUCAACCUGGCCGGUGGAUAA
Spirodela intermedia is the source of this 1939-nucleotide messenger RNA. NCBI's taxonomy places the organism in Eukaryota, Viridiplantae, Streptophyta, Magnoliopsida, Alismatales, Araceae. The record is from the annotation of a GenBank genome assembly.